Messenger RNA from Nothobranchius furzeri (turquoise killifish), 2960 nucleotides. RefSeq names its product chloride intracellular channel 2 (gene clic2). NCBI's taxonomy places the organism in Eukaryota, Metazoa, Chordata, Actinopteri, Cyprinodontiformes, Nothobranchiidae. Gene Ontology annotation, biological process: chloride transmembrane transport; negative regulation of ryanodine-sensitive calcium-release channel activity. The record is from RefSeq and is a predicted model, not a curated record. Gene Ontology annotation, molecular function: chloride channel activity.
UCUGAGCCAGACUCCCUACAAGGACUCCUUCAGACAAACACCAGCAGCAGUGGUGGCAUAAACAUCAAGGAAUAAAACACUGCGAACUACACGCAUUCAGUUAGUCAGCAUUUUCUCUUUUGCUCUGUGGAUUUUUCCCAAUAAUUAACUGAAGUUGGACUUUUAGAAAGUUUUCUUUUUGUUUUCAUACCAUGGCACUUCGACAAAACUCAGAAAGGGAACCAAGCAUCGAGUUGUUUAUUAAGGCUGGGCAUGAUGGUGAAAACAUAGGAAACUGCCCGUUCUGCCAGAGGCUCUUCAUGGUUCUGUGGCUGAAAGGAGUCAAGUUUACAGUGACUACCGUUGAUAUGAGGAAGAAGCCGGCUGAGCUCAAAGACUUGGCUCCUGGGACCAACCCUCCGUUUCUCCUCUACAACGGCACCCUUAAAACAGACUUCAUCAAGAUUGAGGAGUUUCUUGAACAAACACUGGCUCCUCCCAGGUAUCCUCAUCUCAGUCCAGUAAACAAGGAGUCAUUUGAUGUGGGUGCAGAUAUUUUUGCAAAGUUCUCUGCUUUCAUCAAAAACAGCCCAAACAACGCCUUGCAGGAGAAGAACCUUCUACGAGAAUUUAAGCGUUUGGACGACUUCUUAAAUACCCCCUUACCUGAGGAGAUCGACCACAACUCAACAGAAAACAUCACCGUCUCCAAGAGGAGGUUUCUGGAUGGAGAUCGCCUCACCUUGGCUGACUGCAACCUGCUGCCCAAGCUGCAUGUGAUCAGGGUUGCUGCCAAGAAGUACUGUGAUUUUGACAUUCCUAAUCACUUUACGGGUGUUUGGAGAUACCUGGAGACCGCCUACGAGAGGGAGGAGUUCAAGCAGACGUGUCCAGCCGAUGUAGAGAUUGAGAAAGCUUACUUCAGCGUUGCCAAGCAGACAAAAUAAACCUAAUCCUUUUGUUGCAUGUAGGGAUGUCGCUCUGUGGAGGGCACCACUGCCAUAAAAAUAACCCAAUGGCGAUGAAUCAGACACCCUAAAAACUCUGAUGACAUGUCAUGCUAACAUAUAUAUACUGGUUUUUUAUAGUUACACACAGAUAGAAAAGGCCAAAGGUGCAAUUGACUAUUAAUUAUUAGGUAGUGGAGUUGUUGUUUAUAGUGUAAAUAUAGUUACUUUUAAUGUGUUCUCAUUUUAAACUCAAUUGUUUAGCUCAGAGACACAGUUAAUGACCCUGUAAAUUAUGUAUGACCAUUAGGCUAGGUCAAUAACACACUAUUAAAAAAAAUCACACUAGUGUGUUUUGAAUGUUGUUAUCAUUUAUGGUUGCGCAAAGUUGAUAUUUACAAUUCAAUAUUGCAAAGAGAUUAAACUAACAUAUGAAAUAAUAAAUUUACAUCACUUAGAUGGCAUUUGUGAUAUUUAAGUUUAUUUUCAGUCACAAAACAAGACCAAUUCGCAGCUUCAAAAAUAUAUGUAUAGGUGUAUAUUUAUACCAUUUGAUGAUGAGAAAAGAAAAACCAAGAUGGACGAGGAAGAUGUUUGCAGCAGGGACACACUGCUGUCCUCUAAUUGGUCACACAGUAUUUCCAGAAACACGCUGCAAAGACAAACAUCCGAGGCAGAAAUCAGACACAACUUGGGUUUUCCUUCAGUGUCCAGCAUCUAUUUCUAUCAUGAAUACGUUUUGAUCCACUCAGACGUCCUAAAAUCCAAAAGUUUUAUGGAAAACUCAAAUCUGUGCUCACGGAGCAGUCUCUCAAGAAAUCAUGAUCCUAAUUAAGUUUUUCUACAUUAUAGUAACAGGAGUUUAUCAUUACAUAUUUCCUUCUUAUUAAUGUUCUUAAGUGUCAAUUUUUUGCAACUGGUAUUUUUUAUUAUUUACAAUUACAUCUGAAACAUUCCUUCAACAGAUAUAAAUAUGUCACACUUUAUUAGAAACAAAUACAACGUAAAUAUAUAUAUUAUGACACCAUAAUAAGAUAAAUAAUUGGUAGUGCCAACAUUUAAUGUAAUAUUUAUAUUAUUAAAGUUUUAUUUCUGUUAAAAAAAACUAUAAAUUCUUAAUAAUAAAUCAAAACUAAUGUUGCUGCUCAUACGUCACAAGACAAUAAAAAGGUUUUGGAAUUUGAAUAAUGAAAACAUUUAAAACUCAUUUUAGGCACAGAUUUGCUGACCUGUUUGUAUGUAAAAAAAAUCCUCUUAAAUAAGUCAUAAUGAUUUGAGGUGAAGUCUCAUCUUCUUCUAAAUGAAAGAUUAGAUGAAUCUCACCUCUCUUGUUAGUUUUUGGCAGACUCUGCUCUGAUCUGAGGAAAGUCUGAGAGCGAAGCUUGUCUGCUGCCGCCAGCUUUAGGACCACGUCCUUUAGGUCCUCCACCUGGAAAACAGUAUGAUAGCACAGAUGUGACACAUCUGGAUUUAAAGAGAAGACAUGUUCAGAUGGUUUUGUUGUGUUUUUAAGUUCGUACAUCAGAAGGCACUGCUACUGUUGUUCUUUUGCUUCUUUAUUUAACCUGGACUUUUGUGCGAGUACAUGUUUGACCUACUUUUGACUUGUAAAAUGUUUUGUUCUUUUUUUAACUUUUGCAUUUCUUGGUUUAUUCAUUGUUUUUUUUUCCAUGGUAACACUGAAAACGUUAUUUUUAAAAACUAAUCCUUAAACAAACAUAUGUGACGUGGCUUACCAUUGUUGCAAACUUUUCCUGUGGUGGUGAGUCUUUUACGCCUGAAAUUAAUUGUAUGACAUUGUUAUUGAACCUAUUCUUAAUAUAUUCUCUGACUAAUUAGACUUUAUGGCGUCAACGAUGUAUGUCGUUGUUACCUCUGUUCCAGGACACUCUCCCGUCGUUCUGCUGCAUCAGUAGAGGAUACAGAUUAUUCACCUCUCUGUGUUCCCCCUCAGCAGUGUUGGGUCCAUCUUCCACUUCUGACACCAACUUAUGAAUGAAAUCUGUUGCAAUAAAGCAAAUUCAUUUUUACUUA